This is a messenger RNA of Laccaria bicolor S238N-H82, 264 nucleotides long. RefSeq lists its product as uncharacterized. NCBI's taxonomy places the organism in Eukaryota, Fungi, Basidiomycota, Agaricomycetes, Agaricales, Hydnangiaceae. Bases 1 to 264 code for a protein of 87 amino acids. The record is from RefSeq and is a predicted model, not a curated record. The transcript is spliced from 2 exons.
AUGUGCUCCAUUCGUAUUGUUCGUGAUAUUUGGUUUAUGUGCAACAUGUUGCAGCUGUGCCCUAGAGUACUGUGGGCCUCUCUCUUCCCAGAAUGGGUGUCUGGUGUCUCAUUUGCAGCUGAUACACCUUCCUCUCAUGUCUUGUUCAUGGCAGUCCCUAGGCUGUCUGGUGACACCUGCCAGAUGAGGGCAUUCCAUAGCACAUAUAUUCCGCCUGUGCCUGUGUUGCCAAGUGACAAUGUGUCAAAUGAUGGGGUCAAAUGA